AUGGUGGCCAGCUGCCCAUCGGGUCAAGAAAAUCGGCAUAACAAUCCAGCAUUGCCCCUGUUUCCCACCCGCAUCCCGGUCCACCCAUUCCAGAAGGUAUCAGCCGACAUCUUCCAGUUUGGCGGUGUCCACUACCUGCUGUUAGUGGAUGAGUACAGCAAGUGGCCGUGUGUGGCGACACUGCGCACGCUCACGUCGUCAUCCACCAUUGAAGCCCUUGACGGAUUUUUUGCGGAUUUCGGGACCCAUGAGGAGAUUAUAUCCGACAAUGGGAAGCAGUUUGACUGCGUUGAGUUCAACCGUUUUUGUGCAAAACGACAAGUUCGUCAUUUGACUUCCAGCCCCGAGUUCCCGCAGUCUAAUGGUCUGGCAGAGAGGCACAUCCAGACAGUAAAAAAGACCAUGUUGAAAAUGUUCCGGGACGGCAAGUCCCUGUGGGAAGUCUUGGCAGCAGUCCGCUCAACGCCAGUAUCGGACCAGUUACCAUCUCUCUCCGUGCUCCUACAAGGCCGCCAUCUUCGCGGCUCACUCCCGUUCCUUCCGUCUGCUCUCACCCCGAGGGUGGUCCCCUCAUCGUUCGUGCAGCUGCAGUUACGACGACGACAAGGAAAGGCUCACUUCCAGAAUACACGCUGCACUGACGUGCGCUCAUCCGCCCUAUUUGUGGGGCAACGAGUCAGGGCUCGUGUCAACUCUCGGUGGCAGCCAGGAACCGUUGAAAAGGUGUGUCGAGAGCCGAAUUCAUAUCUGGUCCGAUUAUCCGAUGGCCGACUGUUUCGCAGAACACGCUGGGCCAUCAACAUUGAUCAUUCUUCGUCGUCACCACUGGACGCACCCAGUAAGCCCCUACUGCCUCGAGGUACGACAAAUGGAGCCUUGGAGAGUGUAGCAGACCAUUCGGUGCUUUUCCCGUCGCCAGGGCUGACGCACUCUGUUCCAGCGCCAGCAACGCCUCUCCAUGCGACCCCAUCGGUGGGCUGUGACACACCUUGCCCUAGUUCCGGGUCAGUACUGGCCCAGUCUACAACAACUACCCAACCGGAGUGUCGUUCUACCCCUUCGCGGGGUAAUGCCUCGCCUUUAGCAGUGCGGCCAGCCUACCCCAGUCCAGCGCCGGGGCCACGUCUUGAGCGCCAGGCCGUCAGCGGUGCGGUUUGUGGGGAUACCCCAGCAAGGAGUGUGCCGGUCCCAAUGUUCACCCGUUCUGGCCGCCAGUUUUCCCGCCCGGUAGACCCGAGUUAA
Molecule: messenger RNA, 1242 nt
Organism: Daphnia magna
Lineage: Eukaryota; Metazoa; Arthropoda; Branchiopoda; Diplostraca; Daphniidae
Exons: 1
Coding region: 1-1242 (413 amino acids)
Biological process (GO): DNA integration
Molecular function (GO): nucleic acid binding
Source: RefSeq, a predicted model, not a curated record